GGUUAACGCAGGGGCCCGGGCAUGGCGCUCGUCUCGAACGGCCUCGGUGUCGCGCUCCCGGCAGGCGAUCAUCACCCGGUGGCGCCACAGCAGCAGCAAUCUCGCGAUGAGGAGCCGCCGAUGCCGCCGGCGCAGGUAGCAGCAGCAGGAGUAGCAGUAGAGCACACGGAUUCUUCUGACCCUAGCGCCGGCGCCGGCCCUCAAGAUCAGGCAAGUGCCCCCAAGCUUCUCAUCUCGGCCGCAUUCAACCAGGACUAUGGCUGUUUCGCGUGCGGCACAAACACGGGCUUCCGGAUCUACAAUUGCGAUCCCUUCAAGGAGACGUUCCGGCGAGAGGUACCAAACGCAGGGAUUGCGCUCGUAGAGAUGCUCUUUAGGUGCAAUAUCCUCGCGAUCGUGGGCGGUGGGCCGAUCCCUCGCUACCCUCCGACCAAAGUCAUGAUCUGGGACGAUCACCAGGGCCGCUGCAUUGGGGAGCUUGCAUUCAGGUCCGAGGUGAGAGGGGUGAAGCUGCGCAGGGACAGGGUAGUCGUGAUCCUGGAGCACAAGAUCUACGUUUACAAUUUCGUGGACUUGAAGCUACUUCACCAGAUUGAGACGAUCGCCAACGGCAAGGGACUGUGUGCGUUGUCCCCGAGCUCCACGACGCCGAUUCUUGCUUGUCCGGGACUCCACAAAGGGCAGGUUCGUGUGGAACACUACGGACUAAGAAAAACCAAGUUCAUCCCGGCGCACGAUUCCAAUCUGGCUUGCUUCAGUCUCUCGCAGGAUGGGAAGCUCCUUGCUACUGCCAGCACCAAGGGGACGCUCAUCCGGAUCUUUAACACUAUGGAUGGAACUCGUCUCCAAGAGCUGCGGAGAGGAGCAGAUAGAGCACAGAUUUUCAGCAUUGCCUUCUCGCCCAACGCUCAAUGGCUUGCCGUUUCCAGUGACAAGGGUACCGUGCAUGUUUUCAGACUUAAGGGUCCGUCGCCUUCUGACGAGUCGAGGCCGGCUGAAGCUCAAAGCAUCGAGAGGAGUGGGAGUCAGGGAUCGGGGUGUACAAGCCCGUUUGCCGGCUCGCCAACGCUCUCUCCCGGUGGAAAUCCUGGCUCAACUCUUUCGUUUAUGAAAGGUGUUCUACCAAAGUACUUCAGCUCGGAAUGGUCGUUUGCGCAGUACAGGCUCCCAGAAGAGAUUCAUGCCACUGUCGCGUUUGGAGCACAGAAGAACUCGGUCCUCAUUGUGGGACUAGACGGCAGCUUCUACAAAUGUACCUUCGAUUCAGCAAAUGGCGGAGAGAUGAUACAACAAGAGUACACCAAAUUCAUGCGAACAAACGAAGCCGAUCAAUGAUCGCUUACGCUGGGGAAAGAUUGGUGUAUAGUAAUCUCAAUGUACAGGUGAGGGAGAUCUAUAUAGCUAAUCUAUUGUAUAACUCGGAAAGAGGAAAUAUCUUAUAUCUUUCAUUUAGCAUAGCCCAUACAAUUUCGCUUGAAGCCAAACAGACUAUUAUCAGAAUCCAAAAGAACCAAAAUGUUCAUCAGA
This is a messenger RNA of Selaginella moellendorffii, 1527 nucleotides long. Its product is annotated as autophagy-related protein 18d. Gene Ontology annotation, cellular component: extrinsic component of membrane; cytosol; phagophore assembly site membrane. The record is from RefSeq and is a predicted model, not a curated record. Bases 22 to 1335 code for a protein of 437 amino acids. The transcript is spliced from 4 exons. NCBI's taxonomy places the organism in Eukaryota, Viridiplantae, Streptophyta, Lycopodiopsida, Selaginellales, Selaginellaceae. Gene Ontology annotation, molecular function: phosphatidylinositol-3-phosphate binding; protein binding; phosphatidylinositol-3,5-bisphosphate binding. Gene Ontology annotation, biological process: autophagy of mitochondrion; protein lipidation; protein localization to phagophore assembly site.